Messenger RNA from Populus trichocarpa (black cottonwood), 1268 nucleotides. RefSeq lists its product as uncharacterized. The transcript has 4 exons. The coding region runs from base 84 to 896 and encodes 270 amino acids. Lineage: Eukaryota; Viridiplantae; Streptophyta; Magnoliopsida; Malpighiales; Salicaceae. The record is from RefSeq and is a predicted model, not a curated record.
CUCACCAUCUAAAGAGGAGCAACAGACCUGCUCCUGCUCCUGCUAUUCUUUGGCAACUCUUUGAGUUUGAGGGUAUCAAACUGAUGGCUAGUAGUACUGUUGCUGAAUCAGAAAUGGAAGAAGAAAUAAAAUUGGGAUCUUAUGGUGGAAAGGUGAGGGUGCUAAGACAAGAUGAAGAAUCAGCUGCUGCGGAAACCAUGCUCUUGUGGGGUAUCCAACAGCCCACUUUUUCAAAACCAAACUCUUUUGUCUCCCAAUCUUCUCUCCAACUCAAUCUUGAUGCUUGUGGUCAUUAUCUCUCCAUCCUCCAGUCUCCUUCUUCAUUGAGCACACCUGGAGUCACUGGUUCGGUCAUGUGGGACAGUGGUGUUGUGUUGGGGAAGUUCUUGGAACAUGCUGUCGACUCUGGCCUGCUUCUUCUUCAUGGCAAGAAGGUUGUUGAGUUGGGCUCUGGCUGUGGAUUGGUAGGCUGCAUUGCAGCUCUCUUGGGUGCUCAAGUAACACUCACUGAUCUGCCUGAUAGACUGAGGUUACUGAAAAAGAAUAUCGAAACAAAUCUGAGGCAUGGAAACGUGCGGGGCUCUGCAGUUGUUAGGGAACUCAUAUGGGGAGAUGACCCAGAUCAGGAUUUGAUUGUUCCUUUUCCUGAUUACGUCCUUGGAUCGGAUGUGGUCUAUAGUGAAGGUGCUGUGGUAGAUUUGUUGGACACAUUGGUGCAACUCUGUGGAGCCCAAACAACUAUAUUUUUGGCCGGAGAACUUCGGAAUGAUGCUGUCCUCGAGUAUUUCCUUGAUGCUGCGAUGAAGGAAUUUGUUGUUGGGCGUGUGGAGCAGACACGGUGGCAUCCAGAAUAUUGCAGCCCCAGAGUAGCUAUGUAUGUUCUGGUGAAGAAGUGAAUUGAGUCGUGGAUGUUCACUCGUUAAGGCCCCCAUCAGCUUCUUCUUUUUCGUGAUUGGGUUUGUUUCGAGUCCUCCUGGUUUACAAUCUUGUAAAUUCAACUAAUUAUUUUUCCUAGAAUCGAAAUUCAGUGAACAUAAAACCAAAAACAAUUCAGAACACAUCUGAUGGAGCUCAUGUCUCUGAAUUUGUGGGCUGGAGUUUCUUGACCGUAAAGAAAAGGAUAGUUGAGAUGCUCUGUGGUCAACAGGAUAGCAGUAAGGGAGUUUGCAAGUUUCUUGAGUGGAAGUCACAUGGCAACCAUCUUGAUGGAUACCCUAAAAACUAUAGCGCUUAUUCUAAAACCUUUUUGGUUUAAAGUUUAUUUUGAA